GGUGGUCUCUUUCAAAGUUUGAUAUUUAUAGAAACAAAUCCUUGUUGUCUGUUCUAGGAAAUCUAGGAAACUGUGACUGAACCAAAUCAUGUUAUAGUCCUGCAGUGUCCUUUACCACAAUGGAAUAUCAUAGUUUAUUCAACCAGUAAUCAACAAAGUUGAUUGGUUUCACCUGCGCUUGAUCUUGGAGCAUCUAGAAGAUCCUGUAGGUGUAGGAAGCAAUGCUGUUGACUAAUGAAGAACAUGACUGCACUUUGGAGGACUGCAACACGCUGCCUGGUGGUUGAAGUGUUACUGAACAGGAAGUUACUGAGUAGAAUUGAGACAGCUCCAGCAGACAUGAGGGUCUCUUGUCAUGUUCUUGUCUUGUUUUUCUUAGCAGGCAUCUAUUCACUCGAGGAAGUUCCAGUUCACACAUUUUUCAGUCAGCCAAUCCCAGGAGCUCUGCAAAAUGUCAGUAAGAAUGACACCGGGGUCAAGAAUGCUGUCUUGACGGGAACCUACUCUUAUAACAAUAAAUCCAACGAUGCUUUCCUGUUCAAAGCAUCAGCUGUUGAUGAGGCAAAAAGACAGAUAGUGAAAGGUAUCCGCUACGUUCUGGAAGUAGAGAUCUCUCGGACUAUGUGCAGGAAGAUGCGCAACAAUGAUGACCUCAAUAAGUGUCCCUUCCAGAGAGACAGUCUGUUAAAGCAGACAUUUCACUGUCAUUUUGAGGUGUGGUCCAUUCCAUGGAUGAAGACAAUGUCAACCACAUAUUUUAACUGUCGUUCUAUUGAGAGACUCUAAAAUGACCCUUUCAUCGCAACAUCUUUAACAAUGGCUUUCUGAAAUGUCAUGUAAGGUUAAUUUGAUACCAAACUGAUUGUGAAAAUAAAACAAGAAGCAGUGAAUAGCACAGUACAGAAUGUGAUAUUAAAAAUCUUCAAGUGCGGUGACUGGUUAUCAUUCAUCUCUAGAAACAAGUGACAUUCAGUUCAUAAAAUGCUUGUUUAAUCUGA
Messenger RNA from Myxocyprinus asiaticus (Chinese sucker), 998 nucleotides. Its product is annotated as cystatin-F-like. Gene Ontology annotation, biological process: immune response; negative regulation of microglial cell activation; positive regulation of myelination. The transcript is spliced from 4 exons. The record is from RefSeq and is a predicted model, not a curated record. Gene Ontology annotation, molecular function: cysteine-type endopeptidase inhibitor activity. Lineage: Eukaryota; Metazoa; Chordata; Actinopteri; Cypriniformes; Catostomidae. The coding region runs from base 235 to 786 and encodes 183 amino acids. Gene Ontology annotation, cellular component: lysosome; Golgi apparatus; endoplasmic reticulum.